Molecule: messenger RNA, 1773 nt
Organism: Penicillium griseofulvum
Lineage: Eukaryota; Fungi; Ascomycota; Eurotiomycetes; Eurotiales; Aspergillaceae
Product: putative choline sulfatase
Exons: 2
Coding region: 1-1773 (590 amino acids)
Molecular function (GO): sulfuric ester hydrolase activity
Source: RefSeq, a predicted model, not a curated record
AUGGCGACCAAGAAGCCCAAUAUCCUCUACAUCAUGGCAGACCAAAUGGCUGCUCCCUUGUUGUCCCUGCAUGACAAGAAUUCCCCCAUUAAGACUCCUAAUCUAGACCGGCUCGCUAAUGGCGGCGUGGUCUUUGACUCGGCUUACUGCAACUCACCACUGUGUGCUCCCUCGCGAUUUGUAAUGGUCAGCGGCCAACUGCCCUCCAAAAUUGGGGCUUAUGAUAAUGCAGCGGAGCUGCCCGCAGACACCCCCACAUAUGCCCACUAUCUGCGACGGGAAGGAUACCACACGGCCUUAGCCGGAAAGAUGCAUUUCUGCGGUCCGGACCAGCUUCACGGCUAUGAACAGCGUCUGACCAGUGAUAUUUACCCUGGUGAUUACGGCUGGUCCGUCAAUUGGGACGAACCUGACAUCCGUGCCGAUUGGUAUCACAACAUGUCUUCCGUGAUGGAGGCAGGUCCCGUCGUACGCACCAAUCAAUUGGAUUUUGAUGAAGAGGUAAUCUACAAGUCAACUCAAUACUUGUAUGACCAUGUUCGGCAGCGCAAUGAGCAGCCUUUCUGCUUGACAGUCUCCAUGACCCAUCCUCAUGACCCUUAUGCCAUGACCAAGGAGUUCUGGGAUCUGUACAACGAUGUCGAGAUCCCAUUGCCUAAGAACGGAGCUAUCCCCCACGACCAGCAGGAUGCGCACUCGCAGCGUGUGCUCAAGUGUAUCGACUUGUUCAACAAGGAGAUGCCCGAUGAGCGCAUCCGUGCUGCUCGUCGCGCCUACUAUGCUGCCUGCACAUAUGUUGAUACCAACAUCGGCAAGCUGCUGCGUGUUCUUGAAAACACCGGUCUGGCCGACGACACCAUCAUUGUUUUCACCGGUGAUCACGGUGAUAUGCUCGGCGAGCGCGGCUUGUGGUACAAGAUGACCUGGUUCGAGAACUCGGCUCGAGUUCCUUUCCUGGUUCACUCUCCUAAGCAUUUCUCCCCGAAGCGCGUGUCCGAGAACGUUUCCACCAUGGAUCUCCUCCCUACGUUCGCCGAAUUGGCAGGCGCCAAACUCAUCUCCGAGCUUCCCCUCGACGGUGUUUCCCUCGUGCCGUAUUUGACCGGGGGCGAAGGUCUCCGCACUGAUACCGUCUACGGCGAAUACAUGGGCGAAGGCACCCAGGCUCCUCUCAUGAUGAUCCGUCGCGGCCGCUGGAAGUUCAUCUACUCGACCAUCGACCCACCUAUGCUCUACGACCUCGUCAACGACCCUGAGGAGAGGACCAACCUCGCAGCCGGCAUUCAAAUCCCACCUAGCUCUACCCGUGCAGCCAUUGCAGCCAAGCCUACUAACCUGGCUUCAUCCAUCAACUUGCCUACUCCAGACGACACCCCACACGCAUCGCCAAUCCCCCAGCGUGCCAACACGGCAGACUACCCCUUCCCUUCGAACACUCCCCCUCGUACUCCGAGCCCCGCCAAGCUCCCACUCGCAGUGCCCAACACCACUGACCCAACCAAAAUCUUGGCAUUCUUCCUCGAGGAAACUCACGCCCGAUGGGAUAUGGAGAAGAUCCACCAGGAUGUCCUGUGCUCCCAACGCCGCCGCCGCCUGGUUUACUCCGCUUUGAUUAAGGGUACCCACACCGUCUGGGACUACGAGCCGCGCAUCGAUCCAAGCACCCAGUACAUUCGCAACCAAGGCAAGGGUGCCCUCGACGAUGUCGAGCUCAUCUCACGCUGGCCCCGCGUUCUCCAGCAAGCUGCUACUGCUCACGGGAUGUCUGCCUAG